Molecule: messenger RNA, 537 nt
Organism: Phalaenopsis equestris
Lineage: Eukaryota; Viridiplantae; Streptophyta; Magnoliopsida; Asparagales; Orchidaceae
Exons: 3
Biological process (GO): tRNA splicing, via endonucleolytic cleavage and ligation
Molecular function (GO): tRNA 2'-phosphotransferase activity
Source: RefSeq, a predicted model, not a curated record
UCUCCUUCGCUCCCCCUUCCACUUUCGCCUGAAGGCAUCUCCUUCGCGCCGGAAACCUCGCGAUAGAGUCAUGCUCUAAAUCCGUUACCAGAGAGCCCCUAGAUGCGAGCUUCGAUUGGUUCUGCCCUCCGCCUCUUUCGACUAUCCUCGCUUCAUCGAGUUCCGCCUUCAUCUUCUUUCUUCAAAUUCUUCUGUCCAGUAAGUGCUCCACAUCCCAUCCUUCUGCUUUGCAUGGACAAGGGGAACCCAGCCAAUUCCCAUCACUCGAAGCCCUUCUCCUCUUCAGCCACCUCCAGCAAAAGAAGCGGGAGAGGGCGGGGGAGGGAUUUCAGUAAGGGAGAUUCUGUCGGCGGUGAGGACCAUCGGAUUGAUGCCCUUGGUCGACUAAUGACUAGGAUUCUUCGUCAUAUGGCUGCUGAGGUGAACUUGGAAAUGAGAAGUGAUGGGUUUGUUCGUGUUGGCGACUUGUUGAAGCUGAAUCUAACUACGUAUGCUAAAGUGCCGCUAAGAGCACACACUAUUGAGGAUGUGAAGGAG